Messenger RNA from Rosa rugosa (rugosa rose), 1999 nucleotides. RefSeq lists its product as uncharacterized. The transcript has 9 exons. Bases 1 to 1860 code for a protein of 619 amino acids. The record is from RefSeq and is a predicted model, not a curated record. Gene Ontology annotation, molecular function: protein binding. NCBI's taxonomy places the organism in Eukaryota, Viridiplantae, Streptophyta, Magnoliopsida, Rosales, Rosaceae.
AUGGCUAGUAGCUCCGUAGUAGUCUUACUCUUCCCACUUUUAGCUCUAGCUCUAUUAUCUGCAUUGGCAGCCGAUAAUUUUCUGAGCAUAGAUUGCGGGUCAUCUGAUUCCUACACCGAUAAAAAUUCGAUCAACUGGGUUGGAGAUGACGCCUUUGUUCAGAACGGCAAGUCUCAAGUGGUGCAGAUCCCCAAUGGAGUCUCUCAAGAAAUGAGCACUUUGAGAGUGUUUACAACCAGGAAGAAAAACUGUUACUCCAUUGAUGCAGAAAAGGGAGCUCAGUUUCUUGUGCGUGGAAGUUUCUACUACGGAAACUAUGACAAAAAAUCAGCUCCUCCUUCCUUUGAUGUUCUUUUGGACGGGAAUUUUUUUGACAGAAUUCAGACUACAGCUGAGGAUGUUAUUUAUUUUGAAGCUAUAUAUGUCGCAACAAGCGGCUCUAUACAGCUAUGUCUUGCUCAAUCUAAGCCUAACCAGUUUCCAUUUAUAUCCGCGAUUGAGAUCCGGGGCCUGGAUCCAACAAUGUACUCUCAUUUUGAGUCGAGCUAUAUGAUGGUAAAUACAAGGAGGGUUGCUUUUGGUGCAACUAAAUCUAUAAGGUAUCCAGAUGAUGGUUAUGAUCGUUAUUGGGAUCCAUCAGGGGAUGUCACCGGCAUACUGAAGGUCACAAGUGAUGCACCAGGAAUUGAUGGCAUUGUGGAAGAUCAGCCUCCAAAACUAGCUAUGCAAACUGCAAUAACCACCUCAAAAACAUCACAACCAUUGGGUAUAAUUGGCAAUGGUCUUCCAAGUGCUGAAGUCCCCAUUUACAUCACCAUGUUCUUCUCUGAAGUGAAUCUACUUGAUUCGUCGACUGAUGUCAGAUCCUUUCAGAUUUUCAUUGAUGACAAGACUCCUUCAGAUCCCAUCAUUCCCAUCUAUGGAGGUGUGACAGAAAUGUACAUUGCAAACAGGACCGGCUCUUCGAAGACCUCAAUUUCUCUGGUGGCCACCACUGAUUCGACGCUGCCUCCUCUGAUCAAUGCCAUGGAAGUUUACUAUCUUCUAGGGCCACUAACAGAGGGAACAAAUAGCAAAGAUGUUGAAGGGUUGGCUGCAUUGCAAGGAAAGUUCAGUAUUCUACAGGAAUGGACUGGAGACCCUUGCCUCCCAUCUCCAUAUACAUGGGACUGGGUCAAUUGUACUACUGAUGACACACCGCGAGUAACAGCACUGUAUUUGAAUGGCUAUGGUCUAUCUGGGCAACUUCCAGACUUCAGUUCCAUGGAUGCUCUUGUCACAAUAGACAUGCACAACAACAGCCUGAGUGGAGCAAUUCCUAGUUUUCUUGGCACCUUGCCCAAUCUAAAAGAACUGAACUUAAGAGACAAUAAACUGAGUGGACCAGUACCCUCCACAAUAUCAAAGAAUACCAAGCUGAAGUUAGAGGAUUCUGGCAAUCCUAAUCUAUGUGCCUCUGGCGAGUCCUGUAAGACAAUUGCUAGCAAUGAUAGCCCCUCUUCAUCAGGCAGCAGUGGCACUAAGAAGAAAAGCAGCAAACUACCAUUAAUUCUUGGAAUAGCAAUUCCAGCUUUUGCGGCGUUCUGGGUUAUUGUGGUAGUGUGUGUUUGUGUAGUAACUUCAAAUAAGAGAAGAAAAGCAGCCGUCGGAGCAAUCGGCACAGGACAAAUUGGUGUGGCCAACAUGCCUAAUAGCGCUCAACAAGGGGUGCAAAUGAACGGGCAAAUGGCGGGUAAAUUCGGAGAAGCUGUGAUGAACCAGUACGAGGUCAACGUUGAGGAGCAGGCAACCCCAGACUAUCAGCAACAAGUAACCCCAGAACAUGUACAAGAUCAAGACGAUAGGCGAUUGCAUUAUUGAGUCACUCAUCUUCACCCUUUGUUUAUAUGGGUUUUUAAAGCCGAAGACCGAAGUUGUGUUCUUUAGUACGUAGUGCUUGAAAUUUUUUAACCAAGUCUGUGUAAAGUAGUUGAGAGCACUCGAAUAAAUAUUAUUUGUG